AUGAGCUCGAACGAUAAAUCUUGUAGAAAUUGUGCUGUCCUUAAAGCACAACUUGAACAACAAGAAGACGCCGCAGCUAGAUAUCUAAAAUUCAUUCAAUCUCAAAAUGAGCUUAUCCAAUUUUUGUCACAAAAUAAAUCAACGCUUGAAGCUUCCUCACCUCGUAGACAUUUUUCUCAAUACGCUUAUGAACAAAACUAUAAUGGAUCGGAUGCGUCUUUCGAUCAAGGUAUUAGAAGGGCUCGUGGAAAACAGAUUCAAAUGACUAAAGACUGUCGCGCUUUUAUCGGUUCCAUUACGAGCGAUAUCGAUAAAGAUUCGUUGAAGCAUUGUCUUGAAGAAGCUUUUGGACCAGUUGAUAGUAUUGAUAUUAUAUCAUCCAAGGCUUGCGCAUUUGCAGACUUUGCUUCACCGACUGCAUAUCAUAACGCCGUUAGUGAGGGUGCCGUAUUAGUCAAUGGAAUAGCAUUAAGCGUCGAAAGAGUGAGGAAACCCAAACCACGGAAAUGA
Messenger RNA from Funneliformis caledonium, 510 nucleotides. The record is from the annotation of a GenBank genome assembly. NCBI's taxonomy places the organism in Eukaryota, Fungi, Glomeromycota, Glomeromycetes, Glomerales, Glomeraceae.